This is a messenger RNA of Aspergillus clavatus NRRL 1, 1431 nucleotides long. Its product is annotated as MFS transporter. Bases 1 to 1431 code for a protein of 476 amino acids. Gene Ontology annotation, biological process: transmembrane transport. Lineage: Eukaryota; Fungi; Ascomycota; Eurotiomycetes; Eurotiales; Aspergillaceae. The record is from RefSeq and is a predicted model, not a curated record. Gene Ontology annotation, molecular function: transmembrane transporter activity. The transcript is spliced from 4 exons.
AUGUUUGUGCUUGUGACCGGUGCCAGCGAGGUCAUGAAUAGCACCAUUGCAUCAUCAGUGACCAGCGGGGCUAUUGAUCAGAUAGUGCAAGAUUUCGGCCUGAACAACGAUGCGAUUCUGGUCUUGCCUAUCUCCAUGUUCCUGAUAGGCUAUAUUCUAGGGCCUCUGCUUUGGGGGCCUAGUUCAGAGGCUUAUGGGAGAAGGCCUACUCUCUCGGUGGCCUUUGUCCUUUACACUGUCUUCUUGAUGGCAUCUGCAUUGGCAAAAUCGUACUCUUCUCUACUAGUCUUCCGAUUGAUUGACGGCAUGGCAGCUUCAGCGCCCAUCACAGUCGUCGGUGGGGUCUAUGCUGACAUUCAAGCAGAGCCGACAGCACGAGGUCGACUCAUGGCGUACUACAUGACUGCAACAACAUUAGGACCCGUCCUUGGACCACUAGUCUCUGGCUUUCUCUCCUCUUACGGCUGGCGGUGGUGCUUCUGGUUUGCAUUGAUAUGUGCAGGUGUUACGCUGCCCAUGGCCCUCCUGAUGCCAGAGACAUAUGCACCAGUGAUUCUCCAGCGCAGAGCUAGGAGGUUGCGCAAGGAGACCGGCAACAUGAACAUUGUGUCACCCGUGGACUUGAGCUGUCAGAGCCUAGGACGCAAACUUGCAGUCAAUCUAGCGCGUCCGUUUCAGAUGCUAUAUCAUGAAGCCAUUACAUCUCUCUCAUGCUUAUAUCUUGCACUUACUUAUGCUGUGUUCUAUCUGUACUUUCAAGCGUAUCCUAUCAUUUUCCAAGACAUCCAUGGCAUGACUCCUGCACAUUCUGGAUUAUGUUUUCUUCCAAUCGGCGUCGGCGCCGUGCUCGCCUGCAUCAUCUUCAUCUGGUACGAUGGUUUCCUCGCCCGGGCCAAAGCGCAGAAUAUCAGCUGGGCAAAUAUCGAAGAAUAUCGCCGGCUUCCACUUGGAUGCCUUGGGGGACCAUUAUUCGUUGUAUCACUUCUCUGGAUCGGUUGGACAACCUACCCGACGGUGCAUUGGGCUGUCCCGCUUCUAUCGGGCAUCCCCUUUGGGACGGGGUAUCUCUUGAACUUCAUGGCCAUGACCAAUUACCUUACCGAUGCAUAUGAGACGUAUUCCGCUAGUGCACUGGCAGCAUCUACAUGCACGCGAAGUGUCCUCGGCGCCGUGCUGCCACUCGCAGCGAAGCCUAUGUUUGAUCGUCUGGGGGUGCACUGGGCGUGCACGUUGAUCGCGCUGUUGAGCCUUGGGGUCUCGGUCAUUCCGUUUGCCUUCAUCCGAUAUGGAGAUCGGAUCCGAGCGAACAGCCGGUUCUGUCGGGAAUUGAAGAGACUCAAGGAAGCCGAGGGCGAGAUGAUAGCCUCAGCUGUGAUGUCGGGGGUUGAAGUUCAGGCGGAAACCAAGGAUGCAGAGAGACAGCAUGCUUGA